CCAAAGAAGGAACAAAGCAUGUUUGGGUUAAAGACAUAAUGAUAACUGCUGAAGUUUAGUAACUGUUGAAGUUUAGUAACCUUUUUUCUCUUGGCUUUUAUUUUAUUAAAGAUUCAGAAGAAAAUAGGAAGAGGCUCAAAGUUAAAGUUAGGGAUGUUCUAAAUUUAUCUGGUGAAGAACGUAUCAUGCUUGAAUUCGAUUACCUGGACGAACCAUUUGGAGAAGCACAAGGCCUUAUUGCUGGUUUUGUGGAAUUUUAGCAACUGAUUGCGCCUUAUUUCCAAUUCACCUUGAGAAAUGGUCAGAUUUACCUAUAUCAUACUUUGACCAUGUACUUGAUCGAAUUGUAAAGAAACAGUUUUGUUUUAAGACAGUCGAGUCAGUUGCACGGCGUUAUGUUUAUAAUUCUAUUUGGAAAAAGUGGAGUGCGAAUAGGCUAAACUUGUGGAGAGAAUUCUAUGAUCCACUCAAAAGUAAAGCUCAGAUUAUGAAAAAUAUUCCAGCUGGGAUUCCACGGGAUCAGUGGACUUCAUUUGUUGAUUACCGUUUUAAAGAAACAACUUUGGAAAUGUGCAGAAGGAAUACUGAGAUUCGAAAGAAACAAACAUUUACACAUACAGGUGGCUCCAAACCUAACUCCAGAAGAAGGGCUGAAAUGAUGGCUGAGACUGGACGAAGGCCUGGACGUGCACAACUUUAUCUUGAUACUCAUAAGAAACAAGGUGGAACAUAUGUGAAUGAGGCGGCAAAGGAGAUAUGUGAAAAAAUUGAGCUUGCUUUGAGCCAAAGUACGGUGGAUGAUUCUGAAGUUUCGCCGAAUGAUUUUGUUGGUAAAGUGCUAGGAAAAGAGCACUCUGGAAAGUACGAUGCUUAGGAUUAGGAGCUGUCCCUAGCAAAGUUUUAAACAUGCAAGACCUCGUUUUGGUGGUAUGAAUGCUUCAAGUAGUGAUGCUUCACGUUUGAACCAUUGCCAAGAGAACUACAAUAAAUUGUUGAAUGCUCACAACCAAAGCCAAGAGAGCUACAAACAAAUGAUGAAUGCUUUCAAGGCAUAUAUGAUAAUGAAAGAAGGGACAAUACCGGAACAAUUUGUGGAGUUCUUUGCUUCUCCUCCUACAACGAGAUGCAACUAGUGGAUCACUAGUGGAUCACCCACGGGCGUAAGAAGAUCAUCUGAUGGCAGUAAUCCAAGUGACAACAAUUGAAGUUUUUUAUAAUUGAAUUAGAUAAUUGAUUAUGGCAAUGUAAUUAUGUGAUUGGAGCGGAUGUUAGAAUGGGUAGGGUGAAUGUUUUAUGUUAAAAUUUAGUUUGAAAACUAAGUUCGUUUCGAGCAACUAAAUAUAGAGGUAGAUUGCUAUAUCGGAGACAGCUUUUCCGACGCUACUGUAUGCAGCUAGAAACAUUGCUGAAUCUGCUUUGAGUUGUUUAGGAAUUUUUUCCAUCGGAGCAUU
Nicotiana tabacum (common tobacco) is the source of this 1451-nucleotide messenger RNA. NCBI's taxonomy places the organism in Eukaryota, Viridiplantae, Streptophyta, Magnoliopsida, Solanales, Solanaceae. The record is from RefSeq and is a predicted model, not a curated record.